GAUCGAACGCGAGUCCUCCGCCCCCUCGAGCAACCCAUUUUCCCUCUUUCUCCUUCUCGCUGGGUCUCCAGAGCCUCCGCUGCUUCGCUGCAGUGCUCCGCUCGAGCUUCGAGCAACCAUCCGCCAUCUCCGCGGCUUCGGUGCUCCGCUUGACAGCUCGAGCAAGCACCCAAGCUGCCCAAGCAUCAUCUCUCUCUCUUUCUCGCUCGGUUCAAGUGUUCAACACUUCAACCCAUCGCGUCGCGCGCUGGGCGAGGGUUUUUAUAUAAUGCCUUCCUUAGCUACACAAGGCCUAACUCUACCAAUAUUUCUAAUCCCCGCAAGGAGAUACCAAGGUGAAAGGCUGAAAGGUAGAGCAACAUCCAGUUUACAAGCUCAACAAACUUUACCUACUUCUGUUUCAUUUGCUCGCAAAGUGCCAUCUAAAGCAAGUAUAUGUGCUGGUAAUAUGAAUUUUAGAUGCUACGCAACCCAAACCCAAACAUUGGAGCGGAAAUCACCGACGAUCACCAAAUCUCAAUAUGCUCCUGUCAAAGGGAAGGCAAAUGGACUGAAACUUGAGUUUGGGGGUGGAGGACCUCCUCCGAAUGACGGUAGUGGCGGAGGCGGGGGCGGCGGCGGAGGCGGUUGGGGCUCUUCGGGUGGAUUUCUCCUUUUUCUAUUCCUCAUGUUUCUAGAUUAUCUGAAGGAACUCGAUGAAAAGAGUCAACGGCGGCGUCAUCAAGAUGAUUACAGUCAAUUGUUACUGUAAAGAGAAUUUACAAUCUGUCCAUCUUUUUAAUGUUUCGUAGGAUGCGGCCCAUGUUUUAUAGGAACUAAUUCUUUUAGGUUAUUUGAAUGAAAAGAGCACUCGAGUAUAUUAUCUUGUUCCUGUGUGGCUGUGUUUAGUACGCGAAAGUAGACUUUGCAAACUUGUUCCUUAUAACUGUAUCCAGCUUCUUGUGUUUCAAGGCGCUUUCGCUUCUCA
Ananas comosus (pineapple) is the source of this 967-nucleotide messenger RNA. RefSeq lists its product as uncharacterized. Gene Ontology annotation, biological process: chloroplast organization; thylakoid membrane organization. The transcript is spliced from 5 exons. Bases 269 to 751 code for a protein of 160 amino acids. Gene Ontology annotation, cellular component: chloroplast. NCBI's taxonomy places the organism in Eukaryota, Viridiplantae, Streptophyta, Magnoliopsida, Poales, Bromeliaceae. The record is from RefSeq and is a predicted model, not a curated record.